This is a messenger RNA of Durio zibethinus, 1265 nucleotides long. RefSeq lists its product as uncharacterized. NCBI's taxonomy places the organism in Eukaryota, Viridiplantae, Streptophyta, Magnoliopsida, Malvales, Malvaceae. Gene Ontology annotation, molecular function: hydrolase activity, acting on ester bonds. The record is from RefSeq and is a predicted model, not a curated record.
AAUCAACCCACGUGGAUAUCGCCCUUCCUUAGCUCGUGUUAGUGACAAAACUCCCAGAGACGGAAUCGUUUGCGGCAAAACACGAAGAAACCAGAUAGCUUCCAAGACCAAAAGCCAAACUUCGAAAAAAAAAAAAAGAGAAAUAGCCAUGAAAUUAUUUGAUGCUCAUUGCCACCUUCAAGAUCCUAGAAUUCUCAACAAAGCACCCAAACUCAUUUCCACUGCUUUGGAUUCUGGGGUGCUUAAUUUUGCUGUUAAUGGUGUCUCUGAGAAAGAUUGGCAUUUGGUGAAAGAAAUGGGAGAUAAGUAUCCAUCUGUUAUUCCUUGCUUUGGGGUUCAUCCUUGGUAUGUUGCUGAGAGAAGUCCUAGUUGGUUCAUUACUCUCAAGGAAUUCUUCGAGACCACUCCUUCUGCUGCUGUUGGAGAGAUUGGUUUGGACAAAGGUUCAAAAGGAAGGGAGAUUGAUUUUAAUGAUCAGAUUGAAGUGUUUCGGCAACAGCUAGAGCUUGCAAAAGAGUUGAAAAAACCAGCAUCUGUCCAUUGUGUUCGUGCAUUUGGUGAUCUUCUUCAGAUAAUGAAGGACAUUGGGCCUUUACCAGGUGGUGUCAUUCUUCAUUCUUACCUAGGUUCUGCAGAGAUGGUCCCUGAAUUUGCCAAAUAUGGUGCUUACUUUUCAUUAUCAGGAUUCAUCAUGCCCAUGAAAGCACAAAAGGCCAAGAAAAUGCUUAAGGCGAUACCUUCUGAGAGGAUAUUAUUAGAGUCAGAUGCACCUGAUGCGCUGCCAAAUUCAGAGUUAGGCUCUUUAUUUAUGGUAGACGAAGAUCCUUCCCUCCCACAAGAAUUUUUUGCCCAAGGGAGAAGUUCUGCUUCAAAUGUUACCAUUCCUUUCUAUAAUCACUCCUUUGCUUCAAGAGAUAAUUCGACAUUGCCAAAAGAUAUGCUUAAUCAUCCAGCAAACAUUCAUAAUGUGGUUGAUUAUGUUGCGACUUUGCUGGAAAUUAGUAAAGAAGAACUUGCUGAGUUAAGCUACAGGAAUGCGGUUCAGUUGUUUUCUUAUCAAGGUUCAAAAGUUCCCUUGCAAUGAUAAUUCAACGUCUUUUACCUUUUUCAUCGUUGGGAACACGGUUACCUACCAUUUUGUGUACCUUGCAAAUGUGAAAAAUCUAUAAGUAACCCUUACGUAGAUCCUCGUAUAUAUGUUUCUGACUAUUUUAUGUACCUUGCAAAUGUGAAAAAUUUAUAAAUAAUAUCUAUAUUUGUUUAUU